AUGUCAUCAAUAAGUUUAGAUAUCAAAUUAAAAAAAUAUAAUAAAGUGUAUUACGAAGGAGAUAUUUUAUCUGGUGUUAUACAAAUAGUGAGUCCAACAGAUUUCAAAUAUGAUGCGAUUACAUUAACAAUGGAUGGUGCUGUUAAUUUACAACUGAGUGCUAAAAAUAAUGGAAUCUUUGAAGCUUUUUAUAAUUCUGUUAAACCAAUACAAUUAGCACAUACUUGUAUCGAUGUGUUGAAUGCAGGAGGUCGUCUACCAUCUGGUACCACUGAAAUACCAUUUGAAAUACCAUUGAAAUCAAAUAAACCAGGACGGAUUCUUUAUGAAACGUAUCAAGGAGUCUUUGUUAAUAUUAGUUAUACAUUGAAGUGUGAUGUUAGACGAAGCUUUCUAGCAAAGGAUCUAACUAAAACUAAUAUGUUUAUUGUACAAUACAAGCCUCAAGAUAAAUUAAAAUUAGAUCAUCCAGUACAUCCUGUUAAAUUUACAAUAAGUCCAGAAUCAUUACAAAAUAGAGAUCGUAUUGGUGCAAGUAAUAUACCACGAUUCUUAAUAACAGGAUAUUUAAAUAAUACUAUUUGUUUAUUAACUGAACCAUUUACAGGUGAAUUAAUUGUACAACAUACAGAAUUACCAAUAAAAUCAAUAGAAUUACAAUUAGUACGUGUUGAGACUUGUGGAUGUGCUGAAGGUUAUUCAAGAGAUGCAACUGAAAUACAAAAUAUACAAAUAGGUGAAGGUUCAGUACCAUUUAAUUUAGGUAUUCCAAUUCAUAUGAUAUUCCCAAGAUUAUUUACAUGUCCAACAUUAUCUACAACUAAUUUUAAAGUUGAAUUUGAAGUAAAUAUUGUAAUAAUAUUUCAAAAUGAUCAUUUAAUUACUGAAAACUUUCCAAUUACUUUAAUACGAUAAAGUAACAAAUAAACAAACAACAAAUCUUUAUUAAUUUAAUUAAAUAAUAAUCAAUUAAAUAAAUAAUUUGAUUAAUAAAUGUUUUUUAUAAUGU
Molecule: messenger RNA, 1009 nt
Organism: Chrysoperla carnea
Lineage: Eukaryota; Metazoa; Arthropoda; Insecta; Neuroptera; Chrysopidae
Product: vacuolar protein sorting-associated protein 26C
Exons: 7
Coding region: 1-915 (304 amino acids)
Biological process (GO): intracellular protein transport
Cellular component (GO): endosome
Source: RefSeq, a predicted model, not a curated record